This is a messenger RNA of Paramecium primaurelia, 6940 nucleotides long. The record is from the annotation of a GenBank genome assembly. NCBI's taxonomy places the organism in Eukaryota, Ciliophora, Oligohymenophorea, Peniculida, Parameciidae.
AUGUAAUCCCCAUUUCCAAGAAAGAAAUAUCCUUCUAAAACAAUUGUUGUUAGAAAGAAUAAUCAUUUGUUUUCAUCAGCUGAGUAAGGGGACAAAAAACUUAAAUCCUCUAGAGUGAGCAAAGGGACAAGAAAAAAAGGCAAUGUACUAGACAAUUAAGAACUUUUUCAAAUUAAUAAAGCACCUUAAAAGGUGUAGCAUAGUUCUGAGUCAGAAUCAGAUAGUGAUGAUUCAUUUUAGAAAUCUGUUUUAUCAGAAAGCUCAAAAUCUAGCAUAAGAUCAGCAAAAACUAUAAAAUCAAAGUCUUCUAAGAGGCAGAAAAACAACAUAAAGGAUUUGACUUAAAACUUGAUAUAAUAAUACCAAACAAUACUGAGAAAGGCUGAUACUCAAAUGACGUAGCAGAAACAGUACUUUAAUUCAUAACAAUAGGGAAGAAAUAUAGUAAAAGAUGCUUGACCGAAUAGCAGAAUAAGCAACUGCACAGAUGUAUGUCUAGCCUUAUAAGGACAGCAGUGAAUAUGAAAGUGAUGAAGAAAAUUCAGAUCAUUUAUCAUAAUUAUUUUCGGACUUAGCCAAAGAAGAUAAUAAGUCGGAUAAAUCAGAUAAUUCAAUAAUAAGUCUUGAAGUGAUUCAAGCAUAAAAUCUAAUACCUACUAAAUCAAUGAAAGAUAUUUAAUCACAAGGGACACCAGAAUCUUCAAUAUAGAUUCCAAAUGUAGAUCUAAGUGUAAGUUUAUUAUUUACAAUAGACAACUAAUGUAAAGCGUAGAAUAUCAAAUUUCCAUAGUGCUUUUGCUGGAUUCAGUCAUUUAUCUGUUUCAGAAUAAUCUCAAUCAUCAAAUGAAGUAUAAAAAUAUAAGAAUAUUGUAGAUUGAAAUUGAUUAAUUAAGUAAGCUCUAAAAUCACUAUGGGAAAAUCUAUUAAAAAUUAAGCAGUGUUAAUGGAGCAUUACAUAUAAAGUUCAGGAAAAUGAGAAGUUUUUCCAAAUAUAAAUUACUUUAUGUAAAAAUAACAAUUAAUGGAGAGUUCUUAUGAGGAUGCCUAUUCUUUAUUAAUACUAAGAAAAAUUGUAGCUUAUUUUUAUUUGACAACAAAAAGAUUAUCCAAAAUAAUAGUUAGAUCUAAAAUAUAUUAAUAUCUAUUGACAUUUGUGACUUUAGGAAAUAUCAUUUUAUUUAUAUAUGAACAUUUAAAUUAUUCUGAUUAGAGCUUAAUUGCAAUUAAUUUUGGUAAAGAUAACACUAAUAAUAUAGUUUUUUUGUGGUUAUAUAUUGUAGAUAUUGUCCUUCAAUUAUUUGCAUUUGGGUUAUUUAGAUCUAAAUUUAUAUUUCUAGGAAGAGUGAUUGAUACAUUUUUAAUAGUUAUGUUUUAUUAUCAUUUAGCUUACACUAAAUCUAUAAUAAAUAUAACACCAUUAAGAAUGAUGAGAUUAUUAAAACAAUUAGGAGCAAUAUUUGAGGGUAUUAGAAAUUUAUUACUUAGGAUUGUAAAGGAUGAUUGAAGCAUUAAUAGAGUCAUUAAAAUUCAUUUUUGAAUCUACAGCUGUUGUUAUUUUAUUUGUUUUAUUUUUUGCAUCUUUAGGGAAUUCUUUAUUUAUGGGUUUAUUCAAUGAACGUUGUUUACCAUCAGAAGAAGAUGAAUGGAUUUAAUGUCGUUAAGGAGAAUGUCCAGAUGGUAAAAGUUGUGUGAUGACUAAUAAGGCUUUUAAUAUUCCUACUAAUUUUAAUAAUGUAAUAUAUUCUUUUGGUUUGAUGUUAAAAACAGUUACAAUGGAUGAUUGGAGUUGGGUGAUGUAUUAUACUAUAAGAGCUUUUCAUCCAAUUGUAUGGAUAUAUUAUGUAUUGAUUAUUUUUGUUGGUGGUUUUUUUGGAUUUAAUUUACCUAUAGCUGUUUUUAAGACUCAUUUUAGUGAAAUGUAAUUUAGAACUAUUUCAAAUAAUGAUGAGAAAAUUGAAGCAAUUAGCAAAUUAUAAUUAAAAAAAAUAGGUUUCUUUUAUUAUGUAAAUUAAAUGAAUAAUUAUUUAUUUUCUAAAUAAUAAAGUAUCUUAAUUGAAGAACCAAGAAUAAAUAAAUUAUCUUAAGCUAAAGAUAUAUAACCAAAAUUCUUAUUAGGAAGUAUGAUUAAUUAAUAUAAGAUUGGUGAAAGUAAUUUUACUUAACUUAAGAAUACUUUUAAAAACUUUUCAUUGAAAUAUAUUCUACUACCAAAAUUAAAUGAUAUUGCUAAAUUUUACAUGGAUUUAGAUCUUAAAUUAUUUACAUAAGAUUUUAAAUAAUAAAUGAUUAUUAAAUAAUUUAGUAAAUCAUCCUUUUUAUUGGAAAAAUAUAUAGAUUAUAAUUGUCAUUUUGUACCUACUAGUCAAAUUGAUAUUCUUAGAUAAUCAAUGUUUUUAGUUUUAAAAACUACAGAAAAUAAACCAUUUAGUGGAUAAAAAAAAAAGAAAUUUUAUUAUAAACCAAUCUAAAAUAAAAAUAAAAUUUUAUAGAAUCCUAGAACAAGUAGAUCAGAGUUAACAGUAGCAAGUUCAUAGAUAAAUGACAACAAAAAAAUGAUGUUACCAAUAAAAAUGUCUUAAAGGAUAAAAAAAGAUAAAAUGAACACUUCUGAUAUACAUGGAUCAAAAUCUAGUUCAAGUUCAAAUAAUCUAACUUAAGGUUAUUAAUUGAUGAAAGAGACUCAAAAGGAUACAAGUAAAUUACCUGAUUUUAUGAAAUAACUUCCUAUUACUUUGGAAAGUGAAAAAAAGGCUUUUACUUAAUAUAAUAAUGGUGAAUUAAGAAUACUUGUAAAUGGUGUUUAUUUGGAUUAUUCAAAUGUUUAAAAAAGAAUUAAUGCUAAUAUUCAUUAAAAAAAUUAGGAUGGUCCAAGAGGUUAGGAAGAAUAUACUUAAUUAAGGAGAAAGGAAUUUGAAAAAAAAAUAAUAAAGGCAAAAAAUUGGUCUGGAAAUAAUGUAUUAAUUAGUUCUCAUGUAUUAAUUUAAAAAUUUGAUGAUAUAUUUAAAAGUCUGAAUUAAAAAGAUAUUGAAAUUUGGCCAAAAUCUUUAAGUGGUAUUAUACUUAAUUUAAGAAAAUAUGCUUUUUAAAUUAUACAUUUCAAAUUAACUAAAUUUUUGUUUGAUUUAACUAUUUUAAUAAAUACAUUGUUUUUGGCACUAUAAGGUACUAUAAAUAGAAGAAUAAUUGAUAAUGAGGAAGAUAUAGCUACAGUAGUUUUAUCAACAGAAAUAAUUUUACAAUUAAUUGUGUAUUAACCAAGUAUUUAAUUAUAAAAUAUUAGAAAGAAUAGCAAAAAAUAAACAUCAUGUAAUUGAACUUUUGAUUGUUGUACUUAGUUUAAUAGAGUUUGGAUUUAGUAAUUAUUUAAAUGUAAGUGAAUAAUAUCUUCGAUUAAUGAGAUCUACAAAAUGUCUUUUAUUUUAUAGGUGUAUACUCUAUAUUUAGAUGGCUAGAAUAAUAGGAGCAAUAGCUUCAAUUACUUAUAAAUCUUAUAUAUAUUUAACAUUUUUAAUGUUUUUUAUGAUAUUAACUUUCGGAUUGAUAGGAAUGGAAUUAUUUGCAAAUAAAUUUGAUGAAUUUCAUAAAGAAGGAUAUAUGUAAUCUUUUGAUGAUCCUGCAAAGGCAUUUAUGACUGUAUUUAAUAUUAUGACUAAUGAUGAUUGGUUUGGAGUUUAUCGUAUAGGUACUGAAGUUUAAACAGAAUUAGCAGUAACUUUUUCGAUUGCUUUAGUAUUUACUUUAAAUUAUUUUAUUUAUGGUAUUAUGAUGGCAAUAUUACUUGAUGGGUUUAGUUAAUAUUUAGAAAGAGAAUCUUCAAAUGAAGAGAAUGAAUUUAUGAAAGAAAAAAUUAAGUAGAUAAACAAACUAAAUAAAUAAUUAGAUUCAGAUUAAACUGAUGAUGAUUCUGAAAGUGAAAGUUCAAAUUCUAGUUCUUCUUCAAUUAAACAAUAUAAAGAAUUAGCUAACAAUGUUAUUGUUAAUAGUAUUAGAAAUUAAAGAAGAGAAAGCACAUCACCAGAAAAUCUAUUAGCAUCAUCAAGUAAUGUUAGAGAAUACUAGUAAAAGAGAGAUAGUUGUUUUACAGAAAAACUGUUCCAUUCUCUUUAAUUUCCUCCAAAUAGAAAUAGGAGACCAGAUUUAGUUAAUGAAUAAAAAAAGAAGAUCAAAGAUGACUUUAAUAGAUUGAAAAAUAAAACUAAUAUUAAUAUAAAUCAUUUAAAAGCAUAAGAUUCAAAAAAGAUCAAAUUAAUAUAGGAGAAUAUAGAAUAAAUUGAAAGACAACUUCUUAAAUAAAAUCCUAAAUUAUUUACUGGUAAUGAUUGUCUCUAAUCCUAUUAUAUUUUCCAUAAAUCUAAUAAUUUUAGAAAAUUACUCUUCAAAAUCAGUUAAAGUGAUUAUACUAAAUAUUUUAUUGACAUCACUUUACUAUUAUCUAUUACAUACUUAGCUCUACCAAAAGAUAUUUAAAAACAGCCUUUGCUUGUUACUUUAUUAUUUAUCUUGAAUUCUAUUAUUUUUAUAGAGUUCAUCAUCAAAUCAAUUGCUUAUGGAGUAUUCUUAGAUAAAGGAUCAUAUUUGAAUGUAAAAUUAUAAUUAAAAUUAAUAGUACACAUGGAAAAUAAUUGACUUGACUUACAUUGUAAUUUAUUAUGUUCAAUUUUUUAAAAUUGGUUAUUUACCUAUUUUUUAAGUUAUUGAAACAUUUUUAUUCUUUAGACCUUUAAAAUUAUUGUAUAGAAUAAGAUGGGUGGCAAGAGUAAGAGCAGCAUUGACUCAAUCUUUAUUUGAUAUUAUAAAUGUUUUUGUAGUCUUAUUGUUGGUUUGGUUAAUGUUUGCUGUUUUUUCGAUGAUGCUUUAUGCAGAUAAAUUGGGUUAUUGUGAAGAAUAAUUCAAUUAUGAUAUUGGAAUUGAGGAAUGUUAAUAAUAAGGUAAAUAAUGGAUAGUAUAUAAACAUAAUUUCGAUAAUAUUACAACUGCUAUGCCAGCCCUUUUUGUUAUAUCCACAUUUGAUGGAUGGGGAGCAAUCUUAUGGGCAUCAUAAAAUAGUAGAGAAUCUCAUAAUGGACCUCAUCCAUAUUAUAGUUAAGCACCUACUUAUGUUUUUUAUAUAGCCUUUUGCACAAUAGGCUCCAUGUUUUUUUUACAAUUAUUUACUGGAGUCCUAUUUAUAAAUCUAAAAGCCAAUUCUAAAUAGAUUGAGAAUUAAUAAUUAACUCAAGCCUAAUUAGAAUUCAAAAAAGUUACUGAAAUAAUUUUAUUUGAUCAUCCAGUUAGAUCCUCAUUACCAAAAUCAUAUAUUAGAAAGAUAUUAGCUACUAUAAUCACUAGUAAAUUUAUGGAUUUCUUUAUGUUUUCUAUUUUACUUAUAAAUUGUGUAACAAUAAUGAUGAUAUAUCACUCUGCUGAUUUUCAUUAUAAAAAAAUCAUUAAUCUAAUUAAUCAUGUUUGUACAAUUAUAUUUGCUAUUUGGUUGUUACUCUAAGCUAUUGCUCUAGGAAUUAAUAGAUUCAAAGAUAAUCCAUGGAGAUUAUAUACAACUGUAGUAAUCAUUUUAGGUGUUAUUGAUUUAUUAGUAGAUUUUAUCUGGAAUUGGUUCCAAUUAUAUGUGAAUUCUACAUAAUUGACUCCUUAUUAUUAACUAUUAAGAGUGAUGUUUAUGUUAAGAAAUUUGAGAGUAAUAAUCUUAUUCUAAGGACUUUAAAAACUUUAAAGAUUAGUAAGAGUGAUCUCAUUUGCUUUUCCCUUUUUAUUUAAAAUCUUAUUUAUUUUAUUAAUAAUAAUGGUUGUUUUUGCAUUUUAUGGAACUAUGCUAUUUGGUCAUAUUGAUAAAGGAGAAGUAAUAAAUGAUUUAAUUAAUUUUAAUAAUUUUUGGUUAGCAAUAUUAACUUUAUUUAAAUGUGUAAGUGGUGAUGAUUUUAGGAGUAUAAUGAAUGAUUGUAUGCAUCAUAAUCCUUAUUGUCAAGAAGAUCCAAAAUAUUGUGGAUCUCCUUAUUCGUAAAUAUAUUUUAUUUUAUUUAUGUUGAUUUCUAAUUAUGUACUUUUAAACCUUUUUGUUUUGGCAAUGAUUGAAUAAUUUGAAUUAUUUUUUAAUAAUUAGGAUUCAAUUUUAUAGACAUAUGUAGAAAAUAUAGAUACAUUUAGAAAAGCAUGGUUUAAGUUUUCUUGUAAUCAUGGCUAAUUUUUAAAUAUUAAAAACUUACCUUUUCUUUUAAUGGAAAUAAAAGAACCAUUAGGUUGUAAAUCUUAUGAAAAUUAAUGGGAUGCAGCUAAAUUCAGUUUGUAAUAUAAUUUAAUAAGUGAUGAAGAAAACAGAAUUACUUAUAAUUAAUUAUUAUAUGAAAUAUUUUUUCAUAGAUACAAGAAAUUAAUUUUAGGUUAAUGUUCAGAAAUUGCUGCAGAAAAGAUGUCAUAUUAUCAUAGGACUAUGAAUUUUAGAUUAGCAUAUCAUAGGAGAGGAUAGAAAUUUAGGAGAAGUAAUAUAGGUCCAUAAUUGAAAUUAAAAGGAAAUUGCAAUGCUCUUUACUUUUAGUUAAUUGCUUUGACUACAUUCAAAGUAUGGAAAAGUUACACAUAAUAGAUGAUUUCAAAUAUCCUCACUGAACAUUAAUAUUUUUCUGAUAGAACAAUAAAAGAUACUGAACCUAUUAGACAUUCAAUAUCCUUAAAAAGUAUGGAGAGCCAAGAAUCUCGAAUUAAACUAAAUGAUAAACCUAUAUAUUAGAAAAGAAGAUUAGGAAGACUAAAGAGAGUGUCAUUAUAAGGUUAAUUAAAUGAUUAUUUACCUGGAGAUUUAAUAAAUGUAAAUUAUAUUUUAAAAUAAUUCUAGCCUAAACCAGUUUUGAAAAGAAAAAGCAGUUUUGGUAUUAAUGUAGAAGAAGGCAAUGUUCAAUCAGUUUAUGAUACAGUAAGAGUUUAAAAAAUGAAAUGAUGUAUAAUCUAC